Ziziphus jujuba (common jujube) is the source of this 561-nucleotide messenger RNA. RefSeq lists its product as uncharacterized. NCBI's taxonomy places the organism in Eukaryota, Viridiplantae, Streptophyta, Magnoliopsida, Rosales, Rhamnaceae. The transcript has 2 exons. The coding region runs from base 1 to 561 and encodes 186 amino acids. The record is from RefSeq and is a predicted model, not a curated record.
AUGAAUGAUGAAAUCCGAGCAUGGACUGAGACUGCAAAGGCAAAGAUAGAAGUUGCUAAAGCUAAAGCAGAAAGAUAUAGAAGUUCCUACAGCAUGGAUGAUAAUAGUAUUGGUGAAUAUUAUGUUGUUGAUUCUGGAUUUCCAUGUACCGUGGGUUUUCUUCCUCCAUUUCGAGGUGAAAGAUAUCAUUUGCAAGAAUACCAUGGUAGAGGUCGCCAACCAAGAGGACCAAAAAAAUUGCUUAAUUAUAGGCAUUCUUCACUUAGAAAUGUUAUUGAACGUUGUUUUGGUGUGUUGAAAAUGCGGUUUCGAAUUUUAAAAAUGAUGCCACCUUAUAAACAAAGUAGACAACCUUUGAUAGUUAUAGCUUAUUGUACGCUACAUAAUUUCAUUCGAAAGUGGGCACAAAAUGAUGUUAUGUUUAGACAAUGGGAAGAAGAAGAACAAGAGAUUGAAGAUGAAGAAGCUGAUACAAGUGGAUCAAACAAUAGUAUAGAUUUGUCAGACGAACCAACAAUAGUUAUGGUAGCUUAUCGAAAUCCGCUUUCACAAGUAAUGUAG